CUCGGAGCUUGCGCUAGUAAAUGUUGAUUUCGCCACAUCUUUCCAGUAUUUUUACCUUUUAUAAUGGAGAUUGACAAUUGAUUCAUUUUAACUUGCAAAGCUAUAUUAUUGCACCAAAACGGAAUUAUAUUUGUUGUUGUAUUAUGAUCUCACCUGUAUUAUGAACAAAACCAGCAGUUAUCCGGAGGAAGACGUCCGGGACUCGUGGGAAGAAUUGGCUGACGAGAUGACGAUUCCACAGCCAGCGACCAAGAAAACGGUCAAAAAGAUCCUCAAGAAAAGCGAGGAAAAACCGAUCCCGCAAGCUGAAUCUCCGCGAAACGAUGCAGUGGGAACAACAUCCACAGUCACGAAAUUGUCUUCCUCCCCCGAAAUUGGCAAAGUGCGAAUACUGAAACGCGAUCCAGCGAUGCAGACUCGUCCUGGUCAGGAAAAGAAGGCCGUCGCUCCCUCACUUCCAAUAAAGACCUACGAGGAACGAGUGGCUGCUUAUAACGAAGCGCGUUUGCGGAUCUUUGGCUCUUUGGAUGAUGAUAUUGCUGGCAACAGCACGAAUCCAGUUGGAAGGGAAAUGAACAUGUCGGAUGCCGCAGAUAUUUCUCUUAACACAAACUCUAUUAGCAAAAAUGCACAACCCUCGAAUUUCUCUGCAUUCGGUAUGCACCGGUAACGAUUGUUUUCCAGAGUGUGUUAUUGUACUGUAAUGUUACCUUUUUAACUCCAGUCUUACCAUGUGUAAUCUUCGAUUUUUGUUUUGAUCUUUUUAUUUGUGCUUUUAGUAAAGUGAUGUUAACGAGAAAUUUUCUUUAAUACUAAAGAAGGUUACGUUUUUUAAAUUAUUAAUUUUGGUAACAAAAUGCUUGCGCCUAUUUUGCUUCUGGUCGCCACGGAAAUUCCGCUGGGCAUUCGCUGCACGUGUAGAAGUAUCUCAAUCGAUUGCGAAAAGUCAGUGGGCAUGCGUUGAUAGUAUCGCACUGCGGCAGUCGACUGGCAUCGUCUGCGCUACAUUGCCAAGGCGCAAAGCUGGUCAAUUGGGAAAGGGGCGUUGGAUUCUGCAUCCAUGCAACCGCCUGAAAAAUAAAAGAAUGUGCUUUAAAAUACUGGUGGAUAAUACGUAACGAU
Molecule: messenger RNA, 1122 nt
Organism: Paramacrobiotus metropolitanus
Lineage: Eukaryota; Metazoa; Tardigrada; Eutardigrada; Parachela; Macrobiotidae
Exons: 4
Coding region: 161-670 (169 amino acids)
Source: RefSeq, a predicted model, not a curated record